Pocillopora meandrina is the source of this 1749-nucleotide messenger RNA. Lineage: Eukaryota; Metazoa; Cnidaria; Anthozoa; Scleractinia; Pocilloporidae. The record is from the annotation of a GenBank genome assembly.
AUGGUCCCAUUUGAAUUUAAAAAAACAGGUUGCCAUCCAGAGGUCAGGGAAGCAGAGUUUGGUUAUGUUACUGACCUGAACCAAUUCAUACAUCUUCAUCUGAGUGAAAAUGAAAAGUAUGAUAAGUUAAAAAAAAAGUAAUUGCAAUCACUAGAUAAACAAUGAAAAUUAAACAAAGUUAGCUGUUGCCUAUUGCUGUGAAUUAUAGUCUAAUUAGAGUUGAUUAUCAUUUUAGGAAUGGAAGGCUGACAUGGAACAAUGCAAUCCCAGAAAAUGAAGUGCAAUUAAAACUUGGAGGAGAUGCUGGUGGUGGGUCAUUUAAAAUAGCCUUCCAGAUUGCUAACCUGAGGCAUCCAAAUUCUAAAAUCAACACAGUGUUCUUUGCCAUGUUCCAUGCAAAAGAUAGUUGGGCUAAUUUAAAGACAGCCCUAAUGAAAUAUAAAGAACAAGUCAACACCUUGAAAGAAGCAACCUGGGCGUAAGUAAAAAAAAAAUGUACUACACUUUUAGUAAGUCAGGAGAAUAGAGACUUGAAAUAGCAUAAUAUUAAUUAAAUUUUUAUUUUUGUUUUGCCCAUUUCUAGAGGUAAAAAUAAAGUGGUUUUCCUCUUUGGUGACUAUGAGUUCCUAUGCAAGCUAUUUGGAAUAGCUGGUGCCUCAGGUAUGAUCUAGACAAUAAUUCACAUAUACAAAUAAUUAUGAUUUAGCAAUUCAAUAAAAGAAUAUAAAAUGUAGCCUCUACUCUACAUAACUAUUUCUGUGAAACAGGUUUCCACCAUGAGAAUUGUAUUUGCAGGCAAAUAUCCACGUCUUUGGUGCAAGAUAAAUCAUGAAGUAACGCAAGUCUCUUGCCAUAAACAUGGGCAUGCUGAAAAACGAAGUCUUGAAAACAUUCAAGAGGGUUAUGAUAAGUUUGUAGCAGAUGGCUCUGUUACAAGUCAACAGAAGUUUUAUCACAAUGUGAUUCACGAGAAACUGUUGGACAUUGAAUUUGACAAAGUAAGAUACAAGAGUUUAUUUUAUUGCUUUGAAGAGGGACUUACAGGACACCUUACUAAAUGGUUGUCUAUUUCAGGUUUGUGUUCCUGGACUUCACAUUAGCUUGGGUGUGUUUAAGGAACUGUUCGACAAACUAGAGAACCAGUGCUUUGAGCUGGACAAAAAAAUUCAAAUGGUGCUAGCAGGAGACAGUGAAGAGAAUGAUGAAAAAAUUCCAGGCAUUCAGAGCUGCCCAACUACAUACCAGACAAGCACAACAAAUGUUAAUAUGCUAAUGUUAAUAUCAUGCCUGCCUACUUUACACUACUACAGGAGGAGAUAGACAAACUCCUUGGAAAUGCAAGGGAGGAGGUAACAAUAAUAUAUUUGUGCUUUCCAGUAUCAAAGCUGUACAAUCCUCCAAAUCCAUUUCACAUGUUUCAAACCCAUCUUAAUUUUUUAGUUAAAGAAGUUAUGAUUUUAUUUUUUAGAUUAUUUAUUUGUAAUAUUACACUAGCUCAAAUUAUAGCAACUAAGCAGUAAGUCAAAUAACCCAGAUUUAAAUAGUAUUAUCUCAACAUUAUAGGAAAAGAUUGCAGAUGAACAAAUGGAAUUGGCUGCCUUUGAGAAAGCCAAUGGACCUUUAUCAGUUCAUUUGGAUGAGGUUCUCAAGAAAAUGAAUGUCGAGAGACAAGCUUAUCAUGGAAAAUCAUUCAUUGGUAACCAUGUACACACUUGCUGCAAGGUAACACAAAUUCUACCCUUAGAGUAG